GACCUGCGGCAGUCGACAAAUCUCCUAACUCAUUCACCUCAUUCACUCGCACGCCUCGGCUGCCUCUCUCUCUGCCUGUCUCUCUCUCUCUGGAACGAUUGCAUUGUUGGCUUGUUCUUGCGAUUUCGAGAACUCUGCCGCCUGGUGCAGCGAUCAGAUCUCUGCCGCCCAGUGCAGCUACCGUCGAUUGUUCAGAAAGAUUUUUGUUUAUUUAUUGGUGAUCAGCGGAGAUCAGCACUUGAUCUUUCCCAGAUCUCGAUCGAUUGAUUUGGUCACCCGAUGGCGAUACCGAAUGCGGAGGGGGAUUUGGUGGCCAGUGAAAGGAAGCUGAAUAAGAUCGAUCACGAUUGGGGACAAUCUCUGAAAAAGUGGCGCACGGAAAAAGAGCAGAAAGUCUAUACAUCUAAGCUACUUGAUACCCUCCGCCGGGUCCGCUCCUCGACACCGGCGACUCAUGGCCUCCGUCGGAGCCGUGUUAUACGGGAGGCAGCAGAUCGGUGUUUGGCUGUUGCAGCACGAGGCCGAACACGGUGGAGCCGCGCUAUUCUUUCUAACCGGAAACUAUUUCUCAAGCGUCGACGGCCACCUUCCUCAUCCUUGCAAUCUACUUUCUACACCGCUGUAUCUAGAUCAAAGAAGAAGAACUCGCCGAUCCUAGUGGGAAAGGCUGCUUUUCUAGGCCGUCUUGUUCCUGGCGGCCGGAAACUUUCAUUUCCAAUGCUGCUCGUGGAGGCGUCAGACUACAUCGCCGCGCUGCAGAUGCAGGUCCGCGCUAUGAGCGCUCUAACCACCGUUCUCUCAGCUUCUGGCAAAACCUUAGCGGAAUCAGAUGGCUUUUCUCUCUGAUACCGGUUCUCCAUUCUCGGUUGCAGCUGGCAACCUUCCCCUAAUUCUCCACCUCUGUUCACCUUCCUCUUUCUUUAUUUCUCCGAUUCUUACAACUUGUAGUAUGCUGUAAAAAAAUGUUUCGACUAGAUUGCAUUGUGGUAAAUGCAGCAAGCCGAUUCUCUAAUGCCAUGGGCUGAUGGGCGUGGUAUUGGAGUCAAAAACCGUUCCGAGCUCUGCUACUCAAUAAUUAUGCUCUAUUUGAUUUAUCUGUUCUUUUUUUAAGAACCUGUUAAUUCUAAGAUUUAAUUUUCAAUUUUCAAACAAUGCUUAAAUCCU
Phalaenopsis equestris is the source of this 1164-nucleotide messenger RNA. Its product is annotated as transcription factor bHLH148-like. Gene Ontology annotation, biological process: regulation of DNA-templated transcription. The coding region runs from base 280 to 846 and encodes 188 amino acids. The transcript is spliced from 3 exons. Lineage: Eukaryota; Viridiplantae; Streptophyta; Magnoliopsida; Asparagales; Orchidaceae. The record is from RefSeq and is a predicted model, not a curated record.